This is a messenger RNA of Malurus melanocephalus (red-backed fairy wren), 453 nucleotides long. It is a transcript of the gene SNRPF, whose product is annotated as small nuclear ribonucleoprotein polypeptide F. Lineage: Eukaryota; Metazoa; Chordata; Aves; Passeriformes; Maluridae. Gene Ontology annotation, cellular component: U1 snRNP; catalytic step 2 spliceosome. The record is from RefSeq and is a predicted model, not a curated record. Bases 144 to 404 code for a protein of 86 amino acids. Gene Ontology annotation, molecular function: RNA binding. Gene Ontology annotation, biological process: spliceosomal snRNP assembly; mRNA splicing, via spliceosome. The transcript has 4 exons.
GGGAGCGCGGUGCGGGUGAGAGGUCGGAGGUGGGAGAGCGGYGCCCCCGGAACGGGAAGCCGGAGCGGAGCUGUUUUCCUUUGGCUGCCGUUCUCCCGCGGCGCGCACGAGGGGUUCCCGUGUGGGCCUGCGCUUCUCCCGCCAUGAGCCUGCCCCUCAACCCCAAGCCGUUCCUGAACGGGCUGACGGGGAAACCGGUGAUGGUGAAGCUGAAGUGGGGGAUGGAGUACAAGGGCUACCUCGUCUCCGUGGACGGCUACAUGAACAUGCAGCUUGCAAACACAGAGGAGUAUAUAGAUGGUGCAUUGUCUGGACACCUGGGUGAAGUUUUGAUAAGGUGCAAUAAUGUUUUGUACAUCAGAGGUGUGGAAGAAGAGGAAGAAGAUGGAGAAAUGAGAGAAUAGGUGUUUUUUAUUUCUGGAAAUAAACUUUUCUUUUUUUUUGUUUUUCAUA